AUGGGGACUCGCUCCGGGAGGAAGUCGCAGCUGCUGCUGCUGCUGCUGCUGGCUGUGGCCCUCGUCGCCUCUCCAGCCGGGAGCUCGGCCCGGGGAUCCCCGGCCACCUUCGGCCCUGUCUUUGAAGACCAGCCGCUCAGUCUGCUAUUCCCAGAGGAGUCCACGGAGGAGAAGGUGACCCUGGCAUGCCGUGCCCGCGCCAGCCCUCCGGCCACCUACAGGUGGAAGAUGAACGGCACCGAGAUGAAGCUGGAGCCGGGCUCCCGCCACCAGCUGGUGGGAGGCAACCUGGUCAUCAUGAGCCCCACCAAGGCCCAGGACGCUGGCGUCUACCAGUGCCUGGCCUCCAACCCCGUGGGCACCGUGGUCAGCAGGGAGGCCGUCCUGCGCUUCGGCUUCCUGCAGGAAUUCUCCAAGGAGGAGCGGGACCCCGUGAAAGCCCACGCAGGCUGGGGAGUGAUGCUGCCCUGUAACCCCCCUGCCCACUACCCAGGCCUGUCCUACCGCUGGCUCCUCAAUGAGUUCCCCAACUUCAUCCCGACGGACGGGCGGCACUUCGUGUCCCAGACCACAGGGAACCUGUACAUCGCCCGGACCAACGCCUCGGACCUGGGCAACUACUCCUGCCUGGCCACCAGCCACAUGGACUUCUCCACCAAGAGCGUCUUCAGCAAGUUUGCUCAGCUCAACCUGGCCGCUGAAGAUCCCAGGCUCUUCGCGCCCAGCAUCAAGGCCCGGUUCCCAGCGGAGACGUACGCGCUGGUGGGACAGCAGGUCACCCUGGAGUGCUUUGCCUUCGGGAACCCUGUCCCCAGGAUCAAGUGGCGCAAAGUGGAUGGCUCCUUGUCCCCCCAGUGGGCCACCGCAGAGCCCACCCUGCAGAUCCCCAGCGUCAGCUUCGAGGACGAGGGCACUUACGAGUGUGAGGCGGAGAACUCCAAGGGCCGAGACAGCGUCCAGGGCCGCAUCAUCGUGCAGGCCCAGCCCGAGUGGCUGAAGGUGAUCUCGGAUAUGGAGGCUGACAUCGGGUCCAGCCUGCGUUGGGGCUGCGCAGCCGCCGGCAAGCCCCGGCCCACGGUGCGCUGGCUGCGGAAUGGGGAGCCUCUGGCCUCCCAGACCCGGGUAGAGGUGCUGGCCGGGGACCUGCGGUUCUCCAAGCUGAGCCUGGACGACUCAGGCAUGUACCAGUGUGUGGCAGAGAACAAGCAUGGCACCAUCUACGCCAGCGCUGAGCUGGCCGUGCAAGCACUGGCCCCCGACUUCAGGCUGAAUCCCGUACGGCGCCUGAUCCCUGCAGCCCGCGGGGGAGAGGUCAUGAUCCCCUGCCAGCCCCGGGCAGCCCCGAAGGCCGUGGUGCUCUGGAGCAAAGGCACCGAGAUCUUGGUCAACAGCAGCAGAGUGACAGUCACUCCGGAUGGCACCUUGAUCAUAAGAAACAUCAGUCGGUCAGAUGAAGGCAAAUACACGUGCUUCGCUGAGAAUUUCAUGGGCAAAGCCAACAGCACGGGCAUCCUGUCUGUGCGAGAUGCGACCAAGAUCACCCUAGCCCCCUCCAGUGCCGACAUCAACUUGGGCGACAACCUGACCCUGCAGUGCCACGCCUCCCACGACCCCACCAUGGACCUCACCUUCAUCUGGGCUUUGGACGACUUCCCCAUCGACCCCGACAAGCCUGGGGGUCACUACCGGAGGGCCAGUGUGAAGGAGACGGUUGGAGACCUGACCAUCCUGAACGCCCAGCUGCGCCACGGUGGGAAGUACACCUGCAUGGCCCAGACGGUGGUGGACAGUGCAUCCAAGGAGGCCACAGUCCUGGUCCGAGGUCCCCCGGGUCCCCCAGGAGGCAUGGUGGUGAGGGACAUCGGCGACACCACUGUCCAGCUCAGCUGGAGCCGUGGCUUCGACAACCACAGCCCCAUUGCCAAGUACACCCUGCAAGCUCGCACUCCGCCUGCAGGGAAGUGGAAGCAAGUUCGGACCAAUCCCGCCAACAUCGAGGGCAAUGCGGAGACCGCCCAGGUGCUGGGCCUCACACCCUGGAUGGACUAUGAGUUCCGGGUCAUAGCCAGCAACAUCCUGGGCACUGGGGAGCCCAGUGGGCCCUCCAGCAAAAUCCGGACCAAGGAAGCAGCCCCCUUCGUGGCACCCUCUGGGCUCAGCGGAGGCGGGGGAGCCCCUGGCGAGCUCAUUGUCAACUGGACGCCCAUGUCACGCGAGUACCAGAACGGAGACGGCUUCGGCUACCUGCUGUCCUUCCGCAGGCAGGGCAGCGCCGGCUGGCAGAGCGCGCGGGUGCCCGGCGCCGACGCCCAGUUCUUCGUCUACAGCAACGAGAGCAUCCGGCCCUACACGCCCUUCGAGGUCAAGAUCCGCAGCUACAACCGACGCGAGGAGGCCUGGGAACCCAAACCCCUUCUGUAUCGGUCCCCAGAGCCCAGGGUGGCCCCGACCAAGGUCUGGGCCAAGGGGGUCUCCUCCUCAGAGAUGAACGUGACCUGGGAAGCGGUGCCGCAGGACACGAACGGGGUCCUCCUGGGCUACGAGAUCCGCUACUGGAAAGCUGGGGACAAAGAAGCAGCCGCUGACCGUGUGAGGACGGCAGGGCUGGACACCACUGCCCGAGUCACUGACCUGCACCCCAACACCAAGUACCACGUGACCGUUCGGGCCUACAACCGGGCGGGCACUGGGCCUGCCAGCCCGUCUGCCAAUGCCACAACCAUGAAGCCCCCUCCUCGGCGACCUCCCGGCAACAUCUCCUGGACGUUCUCGAGCUCCAGUCUGAGUAUUAAGUGGGACCCUGUGGUCCCUCUUCGCAAUGAGUCUGCGGUCACUGGCUAUAAGAUGCUGUACCAGAAUGACUUACACCCCACACCCACGCUCCACCUCACCAGCAACUGGAUAGAAGUUGCCGUCCCCGAAGACAUCGGCUAUGCCCUGGUGCAGAUUCGGACCACGGGGCCUGGAGGGGACGGAACCCCGGCAGAAGUCCACAUCGUGAGGAACGGAGACACAAGCAUGAUGGUGGAGAACUCAGCAGUCUGCCCAGCCCUGCGCCCCAGCACCAUCCUCUCCCACUCCAUGGCCAUGCUGGUCUUCAUAGGCCACCUGGAGCUCUGACCCUGGCGCCCCUCCCUCCACCGCCGGACACCACCUCCGAGGAUGCAGCCAGCUGGCCCGGCCCCUCCCGAUGCCAAGAUGGCCCAACACUGUGCCUGAGGAUGGCUGGUUUUAAAUACCUACUGUAGACAGUGCCCCUUUUGUAGGAGGUAGGAUAUUUCAUAUUCUGCCACUGGCUAGAACCCAUGCAAGGAUUUUUUUUUUAAAUCAAGAGGCACCAGGCAGUGAUUUCCAUGAUGAUACGGAACCCGUGCCGGGCCCUCUGGGUGCCAGGCCUAUGGGAAGAAGGGCAUCGGAAACAUUCCCUUCACGUCCUGCGACCGCAGAUGGACUCUGUCCCCUGAGGGCAGCGCCCCAGACCCGGCAGGAGCACUGGAUGUGACCCGGCUGAAGUGGAACAAGGCAUACACAUGAGCAUCCCUGAGUCUAAGGAGAGAGCCACCCCGGGACCAAGGACCCCCCUACUUUCUCGAGGGGCGGCACGGCUGGACCCUGGCAUUGCCCUCGAUGACUCCCUGGAGGCUCCUGCCACCUGACCAGGUGGCUGAGCACCAGGGCCCUGAUGGCUGAGCCCCUGCAGCAUUGGGGGUGAUACUCCAGACUGUGUGGGGGGGGAGCU
Myotis lucifugus (little brown bat) is the source of this 3739-nucleotide messenger RNA. It is a transcript of the gene CNTN2, whose product is annotated as contactin 2. The record is from RefSeq and is a predicted model, not a curated record. NCBI's taxonomy places the organism in Eukaryota, Metazoa, Chordata, Mammalia, Chiroptera, Vespertilionidae. Gene Ontology annotation, molecular function: protein binding.